AUGGCUCUUGCAACCGACUUCGCUCUCUUUGCGUAUUUACGGGUAGAGUUGAGACUCAAAGUAUGGGAGUCUGUGCCCCUGCCAACUCGCAUCGUCGGCCUGCUUCCUUCGGCCGACGAGUGGUACUAUCGAUUCCAGCGUUUGCCUAAACCAAAACGCCGUCCCGCCUACAAUUUCCGCUAUGUCGUUCAGCCGCGCGAACAAGCCGUCUUUCCGCCUCUCCACGCCAGCCAUGAGGCGCGGGGAGUGUGGUUUCCGCGCUUCUUCCAACCCCGUCGCUACAUCCGAAUCCAAGCCUUUUCCAGAGUUGAUUCCGAUUAUCUUGCCUACUGCACUUUCCAGUUCGACACGCCCUUCUUCAACUAUGAUGCAAACAUCUUCACUGUUUUUGAACCCUGGGCCCCGGACGUCUUUGUCGACGAGUCGGACCGCAAUCCAGAUCCGAAUGGCGCCACCAGGGGGUAUAUGGAUGUCUUCCUCGGCUUCGACCGCAGGCACAUUUGCCGUGUUUCCUUGUGCGAGAUCCCCGGCGACAUCAACCUGGCUCUUCUCAGCUUCGAAAUUGAUAGGCUGCCACGCUUGCAACAGUUAUCGUUCCUAACACUGGGGCCAACUGUGUUCGACGCGACGGGUUUAAACAAGAUGGGAAUAUCCGUACAUUCCACUGUUUCACAUGAGAUGCCAGCCGUUGAAGCUCAAAAUGUAGAUUGUGAAAUCCAUAACAUAGCCUUGCAUGCGGUAGAAUUAAACCCCUUCCUUAACACUGAAAGGUCGCGGCACCCGACUUUUACAUCGCCUGCAAUACGUCCGCUGCCUCGAUAUAAAACCUACGUAAUGGUAUGGCUUUGGCACGCGAAGAAUAGUUGGAAACCAGGCACCGACUUUGAUGCCAUAGCGGCCGUAUGGUGGGAAUUUACGGACUACAUAUUUGAAGGGGAGCUUUUCAAAAAGAAAAUUAUCAAGAUAUUUAUCUAA
Ilyonectria robusta is the source of this 975-nucleotide messenger RNA. RefSeq lists its product as uncharacterized. The record is from RefSeq and is a predicted model, not a curated record. Bases 1 to 975 code for a protein of 324 amino acids. The transcript has 3 exons. NCBI's taxonomy places the organism in Eukaryota, Fungi, Ascomycota, Sordariomycetes, Hypocreales, Nectriaceae.